Messenger RNA from Folsomia candida, 3384 nucleotides. RefSeq lists its product as uncharacterized. The transcript is spliced from 4 exons. The coding region runs from base 138 to 2459 and encodes 773 amino acids. Lineage: Eukaryota; Metazoa; Arthropoda; Collembola; Entomobryomorpha; Isotomidae. The record is from RefSeq and is a predicted model, not a curated record.
UUUCUCUUUUCCGUCUAUAUUAAGAUGUCAGAUUCUCCAUCGUCUUGGGCAUGGGCAGCUGAAAAAUCAUUAUUUUUCCAUAUUUAUAUAAAAUAUAUUAAAAAAGGCAAUCGUAUAAAUUGAUUUGGUUUCUAAUUAUGGAAUCCAGCAAUCCAAGUAAUACUUCUGACAUGGUUAACCCACAACUACCAAGUAAACUUCCAAAAUUGGAGGAUGACGAUAAAAUCAAACCAAAAUUACUGCAAUACCUUGACCAAUUCUCGACCGAUGUUAGGUCUGGGAAAUUUGUCACUGAAUUCAAAAUGCAAAAUAUCCCGACCAUUGAGCUGAAAGUUAUUGAGACCGGAGAAUUGUUGAAGUUCCCAUUACCACCAGUUCCUAUUGAGAUCGAGGAAUUAGCGGCGUCAGAGCUUGAGAUAAUAAACAUCCAAGAUUGGCUAAAAGUGGAGGAAGCAAUCCCACCCGGAGUCAAGGAUAAAUUCGGUUUGGACUCUUACCAGAUAUCCGUUUCUUUACAAAAGUUGCUUAUCCAAACACCUGGUGACCGAUUUCCCCCAAAUCUGGACGACUUUUGCAACCAACCUAACGAAGAAUCUCUCACGAAAAAGCGUUUUGGUCACCUCGUCAUCCAACUGCCGUCACUCUACACCGGAGGAGACUUCUGCUUCACACAUGAAGACGAAUCGCAAAUAUACGACCUAUCAACCGCAAAUGGGAAUGUCACAUGUCUAAUUUUCUUCACCAAGAUUGAGCAUGCCCAUUGCGAAAUCUUGACGGGGAUUAGGUCCUGCCUAAUCUACAAUUUGGUCGUAGAAUCUAACGAAUCUGACUUUAAACUACCACAAGCUCCCACCCUCAAAAAUAUUGCGCCUCCCCUUUCUCAAAUAAUUUUAGAAUGGAGGUUAUCUCCUAAUCCGCCCAGACUCUUGAUACUGAAAGGAGCACACAAAAAACUCACCUUCUCCGGUAUCAAUGGUCUCGCGAACACACUCGGUCCCAUCCUUCGGGCCAAUGGGGUCACCCUGUUUCACGGAACUUUCGCUCAAAUAGGUGCAUCACUUCAAGAAUUCGAAAUUGACGCGAUUCCCUACAUUCGACAGAUAAAGUUAUUGGCAAGUCCCGACAUUCUGGUGGAAAACGCUUUUAGCAGCUUCUAUUCCAACGAACGAAUCAAUCUGGAUGAUUCUGAUUCUGAUUCUGAGGACGAUAGAGGGCUCAAUUUUGACCUUGCGAUAGACCAACGCGAACAAGACGAUGAUUGUGAUGUGGACAUAUAUCUCUUUUUCCGGUCAAGUGAUACCCCUGGGGGUGAGGGGGAAGAUAUUUUCGAAAAUGAGGGCUGGGUCAAAGACUUCGAAUUUUGGAGGUUUCAUAGCCACUUAUUCCUGAUGAGGUGUCACUAUUCGGUAGACAGUUCCGAACUUUUUCACGCUGCUAAGUCCUUGCUAUCUCUGGAUAUUCAUGAGGAGUCCGACGAGGGGGACGAUUGUUUUCAAAAUUUUGCCCAUUUCAAGGAAUUGCUAGAUAUAUAUAUGAUGCUAGAAGACUCGGAAAUUUUGCAAGAAUUUUUGCAACUUUGCGUACAGAAGUCCGACUUCAAUGUGUUGUUUGGCAUUCUUUUAAAAUCUGGGGUAGAAAUGGGCAUGUUGAAGGCAUCUUUGCGAGAAUUUUUCGACCUGCAGGGAACCCAAAGUGAGGAUGACUUUCACAGAAAAAUUGAAAAAUAUUGCCUCCAUAUCAGAAGUUUUGAUUUUUCAGUGGACAAGGACCGAGAAAAAAUUUACUUUGACGCAUUUUCUGCAUUACUUGAAAAGUAUAAAGAAUUGCAAAACGCUGACAAAUUUUCCGCCAAAACAGAAAUAGCCGUGGUUACGGAGUUUUUUAAAAUUUCGGAAGUUUGGAAGUACAAUAUGCUUAACUUUGUAGGAUCGAGGUCUCCCGAAUUCGCGAAACAGGUGCUGUUUUAUUGCACAUGUAAUAGCCUAGGAGGACUGGAAGCGGGAUGGGUGCGAUUCGUCACCGAGCUGUAUUGUAGUACAAAAUUAUUGGAAAACUGGAUCAAUGAGGGGGAACAUGGUCCAGAGGAGGAAACAUUUUUAUAUAUUUUUUUCAUGAUAGUGGAGAAAGUUGGGGCAGACAUUAGGGGGCUUUUAAGUGAUGUAAGGAGAUAUAAACGUCUCGUAAGGGUAUUAUCACACCUUGCAAAUUCUCAGAAUGUGGGCAAUCCGGAAGGUGAAAAUGAGGGUAAAAAACCCGGAGUCCUUGGCAAGUUUUGGGUUCCGUUUGCUACAAGUUUGAAAGCUAGGAUUGAAGCUGUCCUGUACUCCGAUGAGGACAAUGAAUAUCACGAAUAUUAUGAGAGGGUGUCGAAUAAAUCUGAAGCUUCGGGUGAAUUAGUCCUGGGGACGGACACGCUGGACGAGAUAAAUAAAUUGUUGAAUAUUGUGGAGAAUGACUAAAGGUGUAUGUAGAAAAAGUGUACAUUUGUUGGAAUUAUGGAAAUAUUUGUAAGUGUCAAUUAGGCUUAGGAAUUUGCACACUCAAAAUUAAAUUAAGUAAAAUUGCUCAAGCUUGAGAAAAAAAUAUGACACGACCAAGAUAUUAAAUUUAUUAUGCGACAGGUGUACAAAGUCGUAUAAAAUUCGUCCAACGGGUUGAUAAAUUUAGUAAAAAGGGGGAUAUGUUUUAACUUUUAGUUGUUUUCUUGUUCAUUCGAGUUUGAGUAAAUUUGUGUUAUUUUUAUUUACAAUGAAAUGUUCCACUACUUCUACUACCAAGAUAUGUACGACUCUACCGCCAUGGUUAUAAAUUUGUCAACACUCGUAACAAAGUUAUAACCGGUGGGUGAGGAGUUCAUAACCGCAGCGGUAGAGACCUAAGUAUAUCUCUAUAUAUCUACUUUCUUAUUUUCAGCGUACACAUAGUGUGUAACGCCGGGUUUAGACUUCACGUUAGCAUCACGUUCUCCUCCCAAUCCGAUUUUUUGAUUGGUCGAAAUUUUUAAUUGUCUUAGUGAUAUUUUUGAUUAGCCAAUCAAAAAAUCGGAUUGGGAGGAGAACGUGAUGCUAACGUGAAGUCUAAACCUGGGGUAAGAAAUAUUUUUUUAGGUUAUGGAUUGUCCAACUAAAUACUUAUUGUUGAUCUACGAUUAUCAUACAUACUAUCAAUCCACGCCAAGUUGAACCCGGAGAUAUGGGAGACUAAACUCAGUUCAACGUUAAUAAGCAUGGGCCGGGAUUUAGUCUUCCAUAUCUCCGGGUUCAACUUUCCGUGGAUAGACUAUGCAUACAUACUUAAUUCGUAAUAGUGCCUGUUCUUGAAAGUAUUUUGUGAAAUAGUAUGUAUUUUGUUGUUAGAAAUAAACUUUUGAAGAAUUGUAUAGCC